AUGACUGGAAGAUCAGACGACGGGUUCCACCACAUUCUCAACUUCAUUGACGGAAAAUUUGAAAAGCCUGUCAAUGGAUCGUACUUUGAGAGUGUGAACCCAACAACAGCAGUGGCAAGCUCACUCCUAUUAGCUCCUGCAGAUGCUCAAGAUAUAAAUCUAGCUGUAGCAGCUGCAAAACGUGCAUUCGAAUCAUGGUCAAAAACUACUCGGCAAUAUCGAUCAACCCUACUCAGCAAGGUUGCCGAUAUAAUCGAAUCUAGACUAAUGGAGUUUGCAAAAGAAGAAAGCAUUGAUCAAGGCAAGCCAGUAAGGCUAGCUGCUACGGUCGAUAUACCACGUGCAAUAUACAACUUUCGAUUCUUUGCCUCGUACAUACUUCAUACAUCCGAAAAAUCGUCUGUUUUGGAUGGAGUUGCGCUAUCUGUGGUACACAGAAAUCCAGCUGGUGUUGCUGGUUUGAUAUCUCCGUGGAAUCUACCUCUAUAUCUGCUUACAUGGAAGAUAGCUCCGUGUCUCGCCUUUGGAUGUACAGCAGUCUGUAAGCCGAGUGAGUUUACCUCUGCUACAGCUCACAUGCUCUGCUCGGUGUUCAAUGAGGCUGGGGUUCCCGCUGGCGUUGUGAAUAUGGUGUUUGGAGAAGGUGGAUCUGCUGGUACACCUCUUGUUUGUCAUCCAGACGUACCAUUGAUUUCUUUCACUGGUGGAACUGCUACUGGUGAAUGGAUUUAUCGCGCAGCUGCACCUUAUUUCAAAAAGCUGUCUCUGGAAUUAGGUGGCAAGAAUGCAAACGUAGUCUUUGCCGAUUGCAACUUUGAAGAUGCUGUAGCGACCUCUGUGAGAUCCAGCUUCUCAAACUCUGGUCAAAUCUGUUUAUGUGGUUCAAGAAUCUUGGUUGAAGAAUCGAUAUAUGACAAGUUCGUUUCAGCCUUGGUUGAACGAACAGACAAACUGGUAGUCGGUGACCCGAAAGACGACAGGACAGAUCUUGGUCCAGUGAACAAUAGCAGACACCUCGAGAAGAUUAUGAAGUAUCUCGUUAUGGCGAAGGAAGAAGGUGGCAAGAUAUUGACUGGUGGAGAACGUGUCAAGGUAGCUGUUCCUGGACUUGAGAAUGGAUUCUUUUUGAGGCCUACUAUCAUUACAGGGCUACCACACUCUAGUCCUCUAUUUCAACAAGAAGUAUUUGGACCAGUCGUCUGCAUUCUGCCCUUCAAAACCGAGGAAGAAGCAGUAUCUCUUGCCAACGACACCAAAUACGGUCUGUCAGCCAGUGUUUGGUCUGAGAAUGCAAAGAAGGCUCGCCGUGUUGCUCAACAACUACGUGUUGGUACAGUUUGGGUCAAUUGUUGGAUGGUCAGGGAUUUGAAUAUGCCAUUUGGAGGAACCAAGGCUUCAGGAUUAGGUCGAGAAGGUGGUGGAUACAAAGGCAAAAGAUAUGACAAAGUCGCGCCUGAAUCUGACGCUGAUACAACUCCCAACAGAGAAAAACGGAUUCCAAGCUAUAAAAAGUCGAUGGUGGCCUUUCGACAUCUGUCUUACACUGUCCAAGUUCCAACUUUGGUAAAAGGUGGCCAGAAGCCAUUUGUACCAAAAGUGCUGCUUGACAAUGCUUAUGGAGAGUUUUCUCCAGGUCUCACCACGGUGGUCGGUCUUACGAAAUCCGGCAAAAGUGCUUUAUUACAGGUUCUUACUGGCCAAGCUAAAGGAUCAGUGGAAGGACAGUUAUUGUCUAACGGUCGUGAAGUUGCCGCUGCGGACAUUCGAAAAAUCAGUGCUUUGGUUUCUGAAAGCUCUAUCCGAUCAAAUAUGGCCACCGUUACUGUAAAGGAAGCAGUUACUAUGGCGGCGAUGCUCCGCAUGCCUAGCAAUGCGGGGUUGACCGACAUGAGGGACAAGAUUGAUUCUGUCUUGGAGUUACUCAAUUUGGACCAUCUUGCGGAGAAGGUCAUUGGAGAUUCUGCUUCAAAGACGGGCAUUACUGAUGGUGAAAGAUUGCGAACAGCUGUAGCUAUGGAAGUCUUGGCAAAUCCUCAAAUUUUGUUUCUGGACAAUCCGACUCUGAAUUUGAGCGCCGAAGAAAGCUUUGAGUUAAUGGUUGCUCUUUCCAAACUUGCAAACUCUGGAAUCAGUGUCGUCGUCACAACUCGUCAAAUGGCUAACUCAUUCUUUGAUUUGGUUGACAAUACAAUCGUUCUGUAUGAAGGAACCACGUUGUAUGCUGGACCUCCAAAAGAAAUGGUUUCUUUCUUUGUUGGACGUGGGUUUGCCUACAAGGAAGGCGUCGACAAGGGUGAAUACUUGACAGAUAUUUUGAAGAAACAAGACGCUCCUGCAAGCAAGCUCAAGGUUGAAGCCAGCUCCUGGACUAGCAGUGUGUGGUUGAUGGGAGCUGAAGAUGGAUCUAUGGCGUCUAGAUACAGGAAUCUGAUCACCUUGAAGAAAACUAGAGCAAGGAUUCUGAUGCACGUAUAUGCAGUCAUUCCGCCAGCUGCGAUAACCAUUAUUGUAACUUCUGUUGUCACCAGUAGAAACGCCGCCGUUACAGAAGGUUCAGUGUCCGGUGCCUUGGGAAAUUCCACAUCGACUGAAACCGCUACCACAUCUCUUUUGACUACUUUUGGAACAAUUAACUCGGUUUACACGUCAGCAGUUCCAUCCAAUGUUUUUGAAAUUCUUUUGCCACCAACUGGGUCUUCAUCGACGGUACUACCAACUGCGGAUCCUUCGACCACGAUUGCUUCCAGUGUUGGCCCAUCUAUUCAGCCCAGUGUGGAGCCGUCAACUUCAAUCCAAUCAAGUGCAGUACCAUCAAGUGCGGAUCCCUCGACUACAGUUGCUUCGAGUGCGGCGCCAUCCAUUCAGCCAAGCGUGGAUGCUUCUACUACAGUUGCUUCAAGUGUAGCUCCAUUUAUGCAGCCAAGCGUAGAUUCUUCGACUACCAUCUCUUCAAGUGCAGCUCCAUCAAUUCAGCCAAGUGCAAAUCCUUCGACUACCAUCGCUUUAAGUGCUGAAACAUCUAUACAGCCAAGUACGGAUGCUUUGACUACGGUUGCCACAAGUGUUGGUCCAUCCAUUCAGCCAAGUAUAGAGGCUUCAACUACAACUGCUGCAAGUGCAGCACCAUCUAUUCAAUCAAGUGUGGACCCAUCGACGACAAUUGCUUCCAGUGCUGGCCCGUCUAUUCCUCCAAUUGUGGAGCCGUCAACUACAAUCGAAUCAAGUGCAGUAUCAUCUAUUCAACCAACUGCAGAUCCGUCGACUACAGUUGCUGCGAGUGCAGCGCCAUCCAUUCAGCCAAGCGUGGGUGCCUCUACUACAGUUGCUUCAAGUGCUGAAUCAUCGAUUCAGCCAAGUGCAGAUCCCUCCACUACAAUCGACCCAAGUGCAGCGCCGUCUAUUCAAUCAAGUGCGGAUGCUCCUACUACAGUUGCGCCGAGUGCAGCAUCAUCCAUUCAGACAAGUGUAGAUGCUUCUACUACAAUCGACUCAAUUGCAGCACCAUCUACCCAGCCAAGUGUAGAUCCAUCCACUACAAUUGACUCAAGUGCAGCACCGUCUAUUCAAUCUAGUGCGGAACCUUCGACCACAGUUGCUUGGAGUGCUGCGCCGUCUUUUGAUCCAAGCGUGGCUCCUUCGACUGUUGCUCAAUCUCCAGACUCAUCGGCCGAACCAUCCUCAGCUACAACUGUGGCCACAAUCAUUACUCAAUCUCCAGACACAUCUAUAGUUGUACCAUCGCCAACAACGUAUGCUCCAUCAGCCGUCGCUCAAUCUGCAGACCAAUCUGCAGUGUUAGCAUCACCUACUACCAUCAUUCCAAUAUCCGUUGCACCUUCACCGACUCCAUCGUGUUUGCCUGGUUUGACAAUGUGUGCUGGUACAUGCAUGGCAAGCAGCAUGAGGGAAGAUUAUAUGUAA
This is a messenger RNA of Synchytrium microbalum, 3921 nucleotides long. RefSeq lists its product as uncharacterized. The transcript has 17 exons. NCBI's taxonomy places the organism in Eukaryota, Fungi, Chytridiomycota, Chytridiomycetes, Synchytriales, Synchytriaceae. The coding region runs from base 1 to 3921 and encodes 1306 amino acids. The record is from RefSeq and is a predicted model, not a curated record. Gene Ontology annotation, molecular function: oxidoreductase activity, acting on the aldehyde or oxo group of donors, NAD or NADP as acceptor; ATP binding; ATP hydrolysis activity.